This is a messenger RNA of Exaiptasia diaphana, 3158 nucleotides long. Its product is annotated as kinesin-like protein KIN-13A. The transcript is spliced from 13 exons. The record is from RefSeq and is a predicted model, not a curated record. Gene Ontology annotation, molecular function: microtubule motor activity; ATP binding; microtubule binding. NCBI's taxonomy places the organism in Eukaryota, Metazoa, Cnidaria, Anthozoa, Actiniaria, Aiptasiidae. Gene Ontology annotation, biological process: microtubule-based movement. Bases 183 to 3125 code for a protein of 980 amino acids.
UUCUUUCAAAGUCCUAUUCUCGCCAAAAAAUGUUUCAAAAUGACUUUGAAACAGAGUGAACAACCAUUUAGUUUUUGAUGCUGCGCUAGAGCCGUUUCCAGUGACGAAAAUGAGGGGAGGAAGUUGUCAUGGCGAAAUGAGACGCUGAACUAUCAACAUGCAAUAACGAACUAAAAGCGCUAAUGGCGGGCACAAGUCUUGGCGAAAUUCUGCAACAAUUCUCUUUAGAGAAGUAUUAUGAGACAUUUACCUCAGUUGGGAUACAAAACACAUCACACUUGCUGGCUUUGACUAUGCAAGAUUAUCCAACUUUGGGGAUAACCUCGAUGCAAGAUCGAAGAAAAAUGUUUCAUUUGAUUCAAAACGUCAAAGACAAAGAAAAUUUGACAUCAAAGCCAAUGAUCUCUAAAGGCAAUCAGUUUGCAAAGAGAAAAGACAAAGAGCAUGCCAAGGAGCAAGGUCAAACACCUAUGCAAACACCUGUUCAACCAAAGACAACACCUUUCAGAAACCGUAAUGUCACCACUCCAAAUAUGCACAACUUCAGCUAUGGCAUCCCGUCAUCAAAGCUAAAACCUUCAACAUCAAAAUCAAAAAUUGACAGUUCUAACAUUAAAGUCUGUGUGAGGAAAAGGCCACKKGGKAGUGAUGAAAUAGAGCUUGAGGCAGAUAUUGUUAAUGUUGAUGMMGAAAGUUCUGAGGUGGUCAUAAAUGCACCAAAAGUAGCCGUAGAUCUUACACAAUACAUGCAGAAGUUUUCAUUUGUGUUYGAUGAAGUCUUUGAUGAGAGUUUCUCAAACCAUCAAGUCUAUGAGAAAACAGCUAAACCACUUGUAAAUGCAAUCUUCACAGAGGGUGCAAAAGCAACUUGUUUUGCUUACGGGUGUACAGGUAGCGGUAAAACCUAUACUAUGCUCGGCACUGACAAUGUACCAGGGCUAUAUCUACUUGCUGCAAGUGAUAUUUUCAAUAUAUUGUACUCUGGUAACCAUGGUAAUGACCUUGGCCUUUGGGUGAGCUUCUACGAGAUUUACUGUGGACAACUCUUCGAUUUACUCAACGAGAGAACAAAACUAUUUGCAAGAGAAAAUGCAAAUCACCAAGUUUGUAUUGUGGGUCUCACUGAAAGACAAGUAAAAAAUGUUGAAGAACUAAUGGAGGUAAUAGAAAGUGGAGGGAACUCAAGAAGUACUGGCUCAACUGGAGUAAAUGCUGAUUCCUCAAGAUCCCAUGCUAUCCUUCAAUUAGACCUUAAACAUGAUCAAGAARGGGGGUCAUUAGGGAGGUUUUCCUUCAUUGAUCUUGCUGGAAGUGAACGAGCAGCAGACGUCACCGAUUCUGACAAGCAAACAAGAAUGGAGGGAGCUGAGAUUAACCAAAGCCUUUUAGCUCUUAAAGAAUGCAUAAGAUCUCUAGACCAGGACUCCAGRCACACACCAUUCAGGCAAAGCAAACUUACACAGGUAUUAAAAGAUUCAUUUAUUGGCAACACAAGGACGUGUAUGAUUGCUAAUGUGUCACCUUGUCARUCAUCCUGUGAAAAUACUCUAAACACUCUUCGAUAUGCUGACAGGGUAAAAGAGCUCAACAAAAAUGUUGCACCUGAUUCUUUGUCACCAAGACCUGUAACAGUUCACGGAAAUAUUAGAAAAGAUACUAACAGUCAUAUGACAAGAGUGACCAAUAGUUCAMUGAAGAAUAAACCUCUGGGAAAGUCUUUAAAUUUAAAUAGCACUGAAGGAACUGACAGUGAAAACACAAGAAACAAAAGAACUCCCAAGACAAAAAGCAAAACAGUCUUGAAGUCACUUCAGAUUCCUCCAAAUACACCAAGACAAAACYCCUUACUACUUUCAAGACCUGAAACUUCGCCUGCAGUUAUCAGAGAGGGGACUUAUAAACCAAGGAGUCAAAGUAGACUUCACCAAUUGAGUAAAGAGCAAUCUUAUAAUAUGUCAAAAACAAACCAGCAAGUUUGUCUUCAAGAAAAAUCCAAUAAAGAUGGAAAUAUUCUGAACRAGACACAAAUGAKAGACAAUAAAACAAGUAAGYCUGUUUUAAAUGGUGAAAACAGAACAGAAAGUGUUAAAUAUUCCAAAACAAAGCCAAAGUCUUUUGGUUUUCAAGCAAGAAAUACUGAUUUAAACCAAAGURGUUUACCCAUAGAACAAGAGGAAAAGACUGGGAUUCAAAAUGUCAGGUUUUCGGGCAAUAGAAGRCAAAAUAUCCAGAGGAACAGACUUGAAGUUUUUCCUAACAAAAACAUAAUUGAAGAAGUAAAAGAUGGACCAAGCACUCCAAAGCUAAGAGCAGCUAAUACUCGAAAAAUUAAUAGUCAACAGCAACAUGCUCAAAAUACUAGGAAACAAAGCAACAAACUGACUUCACAUGAUAACAAACCUCACUUUCCACAACAUGAAAAUCCAACAGAAAGACCUCAAACUCCAAAACUAAGACCAAAAGAUAAACUAAAAAACACCAGUCAACAGGAAAAUGAUCAUACUGUUAAGAYRAGAAACAACCACAYGACUUCAAACAAUGAUAAACAACCAAACAAUCAAAAAUAUGAUAUCCUAAAGCUUGAUGCAGGGACUGAGACUUUGCUUAGUCUGCAAGGAAAUGUSGCAAAUUUCCCAGAUGAACAGAAUCAAAUGCCAAUGGAGAAGGCUCACCAAGAACUAAAACAGCCYAAGUUUGAAGUCAAAUCAAAAACWUCUCCAGAUGCUCCACUGUCUAAUCAUCGCUACAGUAAAGGUAUCAAGGCUAGGUUAGCACAACUGUUUACGAGCAAAAACGCAAUGAAUUCUGGAGAUUUGUCUGAUCACAAGGAUACUGUGACUUUGUCAUCUUCUUCAAGAAAUGAAASAGCUCCUGUACAACAAGGUUUGGCAGAAAGCAUCAAACACAGAGUCAUAUCAGAAGAACARUUAAUAGCUGCACAUCACACRCAACUGGCAAUGAUCACAAGUCUWUGUCAUGAAGAAAUGGUUUUACUCAAACAACGGGAAAGUCAGGAUUUUUCAGAGUACAUAGCUCAAGUUGAAGAUAUUUUACUCCAGAAGCAAACAUGCAUCCAAAAUCUACAGGAAAAACUACGAAACUGGAAAUCAUCUUUACACCAAUGAGAAAAGUGACCAUUUUAUUCUAAAAAAGCAAUA